AUGAAUAACAAUAAUGGCCUAGGAAACAGUUCGGGAGAAGAAAAGGACAGCGGGGUCAGUGAAUCGGUGGUGGCGACCAAACCAGGCCAUGUGCGAUCGCGGUCGCUUCUGACAUUUGACAAGUUUGUCGAAACACUCAACCCGGCCAGCCGCGCGUACAAGACGGCUCCGUCAACACGAGACAUGAUUGAUUCAACAG
This is a messenger RNA of Sphaeroforma arctica JP610, 199 nucleotides long. RefSeq lists its product as hypothetical. The annotation marks the transcript as partial. The transcript has 2 exons. The record is from RefSeq and is a predicted model, not a curated record. NCBI's taxonomy places the organism in Eukaryota, Ichthyosporea, Ichthyophonida.